This is a messenger RNA of Phytophthora infestans T30-4, 303 nucleotides long. RefSeq lists its product as uncharacterized. The transcript has 3 exons. Bases 1 to 303 code for a protein of 100 amino acids. NCBI's taxonomy places the organism in Eukaryota, Oomycota, Peronosporomycetes, Peronosporales, Peronosporaceae. The record is from RefSeq and is a predicted model, not a curated record.
AUGCAAGCAUUUGUAGCAUUCGUGUCGAUCGGGUACGCCGUUGUCGCAAUGUGGCUCGGUUCCAUGAAGCUCACGCGUUGGCAACGACGCAGUAUCCUCGUCACAUACACAGCAGCAGGACUCGUCCAAUCUGUUUUUCUAGCGCACGCCUUCAGCUUCAUGGACAUCUACUAUGCGUAUCCGUUGACGCUAGUGCUGGUAGUCGUCUUUUUCGUAGCGUUCAACCUCACCAACGCGUUACUUCACAUCAUCGAGGCGUCAGCAACUCGUGUGGUCACAGCACAACGCGCGGCCUGCUUUUAG